ACACGCCCGCUUCACAAUUCAAACGAACGGCAUUUUAUUUUCACAGGAUCCCGGGAGUCGUGAAUGUUUUACCCAAUAUCGACUUUCAUUGUUAAGUGACCAAAAUUGUAAUCUGUUCUGUUAGUUGUCGAGUACCCGUGCCGCCAUGUCCCAUCCGUCUGACCAUGUGCUGCGUCCCAAGGAAAAUGCUCCGGAAAAAUCAGCAACCGUGCUCAAUAUGCAGAAGAACUUGCUAUUGGGAAAGAAGCCCAACAGCGAGAAUAUGGCUCCAGCCAGCAAGCCCUUGCCAGGAUCCUCUGGCGCUGUGAUCAGGAGUGCGGCGACCACCGUGCGUCCGGCUACUAAGCCAGGCCUAGGAGGCUCCAAUCCUAUAGCUUCCACCGAAGGAAGCAACUUCCAGAAACCCAUGGUGCCGUCCGUGAAGAAAACCACAUCAGAGUUUGCUGCUCCGGCUCCAGUAGCACCCACCAAGAAGCCCGAAUCACUUUCCAAGCAGAAAACUGCUGGUGCGAACACGGAAUCCACCAAGGAACUGGGUGCGGCCAGCAGCUCCGCAGACAAAGAGAAAACCAAGACUGAAACCCAACCCCAGAAGCCGAAGAAGACCUGGGAGCUCAACAACUUUGAUAUUGGUCGCCUGCUCGGACGCGGCAAGUUUGGCAACGUUUAUUUGGCGCGCGAAAAGGAAUCCCAGUUCGUGGUGGCCCUAAAAGUGCUCUUCAAGCGCCAGAUUGGCGAGUCCAAUGUGGAGCACCAGGUGCGCCGGGAGAUCGAGAUACAAUCGCACCUGCGUCAUCCGCAUAUCCUGCGUCUGUACGCCUACUUUCACGACGACGUGCGCAUCUACCUGAUCCUGGAGUAUGCGCCACAAGGAACGCUUUUUAACGCCCUGCAGGCACAGCCGAUGAAGCGUUUCGAUGAGCGCCAGUCGGCCACCUAUAUUCAGGCGUUGUGCUCGGCGCUGCUUUAUCUGCAUGAGCGGGACAUCAUUCACAGGGACAUCAAGCCGGAGAACUUGCUGCUCGGGCACAAGGGCGUCCUGAAGAUCGCCGACUUCGGUUGGUCCGUGCACGAACCGAACUCCAUGCGCAUGACACUGUGCGGCACUGUCGACUACUUGCCUCCCGAAAUGGUUCAGGGCAAGCCACACACGAAAAACGUGGAUCUAUGGAGCCUGGGUGUGCUCUGCUUUGAGCUGCUGGUGGGCCACGCUCCCUUCUACUCGAAGAACUAUGACGAGACCUACAAGAAGAUUCUCAAGGUGGACUACAAGCUGCCGGAGCACAUUUCCAAGGCAGCAUCACAUCUCAUUUCCAAGCUGCUGGUCCUUAAUCCGCAGCACCGCUUACCGCUGGAUCAGGUGAUGGUGCAUCCUUGGAUCCUGGCGCACACGCAGUGAACACAUUCUUGUUUCAUUUUCAGUUAAUUCCUUUUAAUUACAUUUUUAGUUUCGGGCUCGCCGCGUAAUUUAAUUAUGGCAUCAUAAAUUUUCAUUUAUAGAGAUACGAGAAAUUAACAUUUAUCAAUUAAGUUUAUUAUUAUCAUUACCAAUAAAGUUUGUGUGUGUGUUUUCGAA
Molecule: messenger RNA, 1576 nt
Organism: Drosophila mauritiana
Lineage: Eukaryota; Metazoa; Arthropoda; Insecta; Diptera; Drosophilidae
Gene: aurA
Product: aurora kinase C
Exons: 3
Coding region: 146-1399 (417 amino acids)
Biological process (GO): protein phosphorylation; regulation of cytokinesis; mitotic spindle organization
Cellular component (GO): spindle midzone; chromosome passenger complex; spindle pole centrosome
Molecular function (GO): ATP binding; protein kinase activity
Source: RefSeq, a predicted model, not a curated record